Phyllotreta striolata is the source of this 3850-nucleotide messenger RNA. Lineage: Eukaryota; Metazoa; Arthropoda; Insecta; Coleoptera; Chrysomelidae. The record is from the annotation of a GenBank genome assembly.
CCAUUUUGCCUUCCAAAUUUAAUUCACGACAAAGUGUAACACAGUCUAAAAGAAAUCCAAAAUGGAAUAAAAAGUGUAUAACCGAAUAAUAAGAGUCGCCGGUAAAACGGUCGAUACGAGAAUUUCGUGGACGGUGUCACAGCGGUCGAAAAUUACACACAACGAAAUUAAGAAUGAACAAGCCGAUCGCCCGACAAACAACCGUAUAAUCGGCGAGGCGCGUUGGAGAAAAAAAAAGACGAAAAAACGGCCCGAGGCCGGGCCGACGCACGAGGGAGGAGCGAUUUGGCCCACUUUGCUUUACUUUUUCUUGGACAUCGCCGCUACAGAAAGCAGAAAACCAGAGAAACCUCGUUUACUUCCACGGCGAGCAGAAACAAUGUGUCGCUUAUAGCCGACCAUACACGCACGCAUCACUUCCUUCUUCCUUGUACCAAGUACUAACCGCAAUUAAAAGAUUUAGUUUUACAAAGUACAGAACCUCUACCUACCUACUCUAACAUUUGUACCAAACAUGCAUAAAAAAGACAACACAAAAUAAAGUCUACUAAUCAUGUAAGAUGUUCCAUGGAAAUGAGAUCUGGGGUUGAACAAGAUCAAAUGACUCACUAGAAUGAUAACUAAAGUCAGAUUGGUUUAUAAGACAUUACUACAUUCAUUAUAGGAACCACGACCCAAUAGAAGAUAAAAAAACAACCUAAACAAAAUUCGUAAAGAUCAAUGGAGGGAGAAGUACCUCCCACUACAUUAAAACCAGUACAUGAAAGUGUCACCACAGCACAUUGACCUAUAGAGUAAAGUUCCCUGGACACCCUAUAUACAAGAAUCAUUAACUUAAAAACAUCUAGUAGUGUACGGCCGGCCAUCGGCAUCACCAUUGACUACGUCUCGUUACUGAACUCUUCACUUCCAGGGCCUUCGGGCCGCGGUUUUAGUUCUUCGUCGGCACCGCUGAGCGACUCUAGUGGCCGGAGCUCUGCAGGAACUGGUCUUCGACUUGCAAUCGGCUAGUAGGUCGCGCUUCGAGCGUACCAAAACGCGUUUGUUACAUUGUACGUUUCGGUGGAAUAACAGCCGCGUCGCGACGCCGACGAUGCCGAGACGGCGGGUUUCCCGCGGGAAAAGCGAACACUAGAAGCGGCUGAGAUGCAAGAUGCUAGUUUGUUUCGUGCUUCUAGUCUCCGCCCGCGGCACCUUGGAGUACGGAUACGAUUCGGGCGGCGACCAGGCCGCCUGCGGCCGCCCCUACCGCUCCGGUAAGAUGCACCAGCCGCCCUGCGAUCUGGUCAAGCAGGGCUACUGCACGUCGGCGGGCAAAACGUACCCCUGGCAGGCCGUCCGGCGCUUCAUCAAAGACAACCAGGGCCUCAUGAGGCGCAUGUACGGCGACCAGCGGCACGGCCACGUCCUCAAAACCGAGUUCCAGGACGAGCCGGAGAUCCUGCAGCCCAUCGAAAACACCCUCAGAUACUCCAGGUACCACUUCGAGGAGCAGGACAACGAGGCGGACAACGAGGUGGAGAGCGAGGCGCGCUUCUUCUCCGACGAUCCGGUCAACGACGACGUGCUCAACACGAAGUUCAUCUACUCGGAGGAGCCCAUCAUCUCCAUCAAAUUGGCCGGGUUGCAGACGGCGCCGCACUUUCGCGAGAACGCCGAGCACACCACCAAAGACGCGCGCGACAAACCCGACGAGUUCACCACCACGGAGGCGAGCACCGAGCCGAUCGAGGAGGGCACCACCGAAGGCGAAGCCACCACCGCGACGAGCCCCACGACGGCGGCGACCACCACCACCGAGGUCGCCUCGGAGGCCAAGAAAACCGACGAGAAGGUCAACAUGGAGACGGUGCUGUUCCAGGAUAUGGACAACGAGGAUAACACCAAGAAGAAAAUGCACGUUAAUUACAACAUGAAGGGAGUUAACGCCUGUCCGGUGCGCGAGGAGGUGGUGGCGCCGUUUUGGGCGAACAACACGCGGGGGGAGGUGCUGGCGUUGCUGAACAUGUACCCGUUCGAGCAGUACGUGCAUUGGGAGAAGUGCGCCUUCGAGCACCGGCAGAUGCACUGCAGGGAGGGUUGCAGGUGCGAGCAACAGUACCGGCUGCACCGGUUGCUCGCCUACGAUCCGAACAACGAGUGCCGCGGGAUAUUCUCCGAUUGGUUCAAGUUCCCGUCGUGCUGCAUUUGCAAGUGCUACGACAUGCCGGUGGAGUUCAGGGUGACGUCGAGGAGUCCCAGGUACCUUUAUUCUUCGGAUGAAAAUUAGCUGUCGUAGUGGAAGUUUUUAUCGGAAAGAAAAACAUUUAAAUUACACUGAAAUGUAUCUACUGGUGGUGUAAUAAUAGGGUAUACUGUAUAGACUCUGUUCGUUCAAUUCAAUGGUAUUAAAAGACGAGUUUUUGAUAACAUCGACUAAUAAAAAUGCUCGGUAAUAAAUUAUAAAUAUUCCGUUAGAUCGAGUCACUACUGAAUUCGUAAAUUGACUAACUAGUGCGAGCAAACAACCGUCGAAUAUUCGCGCGAAUUUCUUUUAUUUAUUUUUAUCUACGAAAAGUAAUGUUUAGUAACCCAGUUUAAUUUGAAUACAGUGGUUUUCGAAUUGUACGAUUUUUUAAACAGAGUGGAAAAAUAUUCACGAUGUUAUUAGCACGUUAUUUCUUUUUGUAGACGAAUAGAAUACUUUUAUUACGACUAUUAAUAGUGCGUAUGGUAGUUAAGAAAAUUUUAAGGCUAGUGUUUUUUAUCAAUAAUACAGGGUGUUCUCGAACUUAUGGCAGUAAAUUUUAGGGGUGGUAGUUUGUAUCAUUUGAGACCGAUUCGAAGAUUUCAUUUUUCUAAAAAAUUAGAAUUCAUUAGAAAUAAAUGCAAUGAACGAAUAUAACCCUGACCUGAAUAGUCAGCUGAUGGGAGUUUUAACUCAAAAAAAAACAGAUUCGGUGUAUUUAUCAGCAAGCGAAAAUUUCCCCCUCCGCCCUCCAGCUUUCGAAAAACGUUAUCGAUACCGAUCGUUAUCAGUGAGAAUUGUAUUGUUUUGAUUAUAACAUCGGGAUUAAAUAGAUUUUUGUGAUUAGACUUUUAGUGAUUUAUUUGUUUUAGUUCGUGUUCUUAGUUUAGUUCUUGUUCGUUAUAGUGAUUUUCUGGAACAAUUAAGCAGCUUUCAACAACAAAAUAGGUGAGCUAUUACUCCUUUCGAGUUUAAAGUUUAUUUUCUUCUAUCGUUCGAAAAAUCCGGCCUACUUUUAUAAUUUAUCCAUGAUUCUAAAAAAUUAGAGGGGUCGAGGGGUUUCAAUCGAUGUACAGGACCGCAUUUCUUUGAAAUAUUUUUAAUAUUUCAAAUUUUGUUUAUUAUAAAUUUUUUAGAAAAAUGAAUCUUCGAAUCGGUCUCGAAUUAUGCAAACUACCAUCCCUAGAAUUUAAUGCCUUAAGUUCAAGAACCCCCUGUAUAAUACAGCGUGUUAGGGGAUUCACUGUACGUUAAUAGGUGUUGAUUUUAAUCCUAAAAUCUAAACAAAACAAAAAGAAACGAAUCGGCAAUUACCAUGCGGUGUUGCCAAGUUGAUUUAUUUGUAUUAGUUUUAACGAUUUUUGAACUGAAUAGAUUGAAUUCGAAUUUUGAAGAAACGAAAGUACUGGUUAUGAUUGUACCUUUAUACGAAACGUUUUUUUUGUUCGAAAUACUCCAUAUCUUCAAACAUUCGCAAUGACUCCCCCAAAUUGUAUAAUAUUUUCUGUAGUUUAUUAAUAACUUUUUUUAUAAAAUUAUCUUGUAAUUAAUAACUUAUAUCGCUGUUAAAUUAUUUAUAAUAUAACGUUAUGUUUACACCUACAAAUUUAAUAUAUACGAUGA